CGAGAGUUUGACAAGCAAAUUGAGAAGUGUGAGCCAAUGUAGACGACAGCAAAAGCAGACAGCAAAUUCGAUACCGUGCGCGACACGCCAGACAUCGGCAGCCGCAGCAGGGUAAUGUCGAAUAGUGACUGCGUUCAAUCUACAGCCAUUAGCCUGAACAAGGCUAUAAAUCCCCAACUGCUCAAAAAGAAUUCAAGUCGGAGAAAGCCUUGGGCUCAGCUACGAAAAAAAUUCUGCUGUAAAUGCCUCGAACAGAGGCGUUUGAGUUCAGAUAUCACUCCCCGCACAGAUGCGGUAGGUGGUUCGUCGACAAAGAGAAGCCUCUCUCGACACCAGGGCUGGUUUUACACAACGCAGCUAGUGUGUCGUGUAAUUUGCAUCACAGGCCCACUUUGCGGAGGGGCAAUUACAGAUUUCUAUUAUGAUCGCUAUUAGAUGGGUUAUGACAAAGGAAAGCGACAGCAAAAAAUGACAAAAAAAAU
Spizellomyces punctatus DAOM BR117 is the source of this 482-nucleotide messenger RNA. RefSeq lists its product as uncharacterized. Bases 115 to 435 code for a protein of 106 amino acids. The transcript has a single exon. Lineage: Eukaryota; Fungi; Chytridiomycota; Chytridiomycetes; Spizellomycetales; Spizellomycetaceae. The record is from RefSeq and is a predicted model, not a curated record.